Molecule: messenger RNA, 1886 nt
Organism: Raphanus sativus (radish)
Lineage: Eukaryota; Viridiplantae; Streptophyta; Magnoliopsida; Brassicales; Brassicaceae
Product: katanin p60 ATPase-containing subunit A1
Exons: 7
Coding region: 163-1746 (527 amino acids)
Biological process (GO): microtubule severing
Cellular component (GO): microtubule cytoskeleton
Molecular function (GO): ATP binding; ATP hydrolysis activity; microtubule severing ATPase activity
Source: RefSeq, a predicted model, not a curated record
CUUCUUCUUCUUCUUCUUCUUCUUCUUCUUCUUCUACUCUGUCUUCCCCAUCAUCGGUUCCGACGAGUCACAUCACUCGAAAAUCUGAGAAAUAAAGGGGCUCCCGCGAUCAAGCUCUUCGUUUCGAACCCUAAUUUUUCAGGGAAAGCAAAGGGAAAAAAAAUGGUGGGUAAUAACAACUCGUUGGCGGGUCUACAAGAUCACUUGAAAUUAGCGAGAGAAUACGCACUAGAAGGUUCCUAUGACACCUCAAUCAUCUUCUUCGAUGGCGCCAUUGCUCAGAUCAACAAGCAUUUAAACAGCCUUGACCAUCCUAUGUCACGGACGAAAUGGAUGAACGUCAAAAAGGCGGUAAUGGAAGAGACCGAAGUUGUGAAGCAGUUGGAUUCAGAGAGGAGAGCGUUUAAAGAAGCUCCCACUGGUCGUCGCCUUCGUCCUUCUUCUCCUCCUAUCAAGACUAAGUCCUCCUUUGUCUUUCGGCCCUUGGAUGAGUAUCCAACUUCAUCCUCCGGUGGUGCUCCGUUUGAUGAUCCUGAUGUCUGGAGGCCUCCCACCCGUGACGUCUCUAGCCGAAGACCCGCCAGGGCUGGUCAGAGUGGUAUGAGAAAGUCACCUCAAGAUGGGGCUUGGGCUCGUGGUGGUGGUGGUGGCCCAGCGACACGGACAGCUGCUCCAGCUUCCCGAGGUGGAAGAGGCAGUAAGUCUAGCGCACGCUCUUCCGCUGUAGGAAAGAAAGGAGGAGCUGCCUCCAGAUCUACCAAGCCUGAGUCUACUAAUGGGGAUGGUGAAGACGGGAAAUCGAAAAGGGGAUUGUAUGAGGGACCUGAUGAGGACCUGGCUGCUAUGCUUGAAAGGGAUGUGUUGGACUCAACUCCUGGUGUCCGUUGGGAUGAUGUUGCAGGUUUGUCUGAAGCCAAAAGGCUGCUUGAGGAGGCUGUUGUCCUUCCUCUAUGGAUGCCUGACUACUUUCAGGGUAUUAGAAGACCGUGGAAAGGAGUUCUCAUGUUUGGUCCUCCUGGGACGGGUAAAACUCUGUUGGCAAAAGCAGUUGCAACCGAGUGUGGUACCACCUUCUUCAACGUCUCUUCUGCUACGUUAGCUUCAAAAUGGCGUGGAGAGAGUGAGCGGAUGGUCAGAUGCUUGUUUGAUCUUGCCAGGGCCUAUGCUCCAAGCACCAUUUUUAUUGACGAGAUCGACUCUCUUUGCAAUUCUCGGGGGGGUUCCGGAGAGCAUGAGUCGUCAAGAAGGGUGAAAUCAGAACUCCUAGUUCAAGUAGAUGGAGUGAGCAAUACAGCGACAAAUGAAGAUGGUAGUCGCAAAAUAGUUAUGGUGUUAGCAGCUACCAAUUUCCCUUGGGACAUAGACGAAGCUCUCAGGAGGAGGCUGGAAAAGCGUAUAUACAUCCCACUUCCAGAUUUAGAAAGUCGCAAGGCUCUUAUCAAUAUCAAUCUGAGAACAGUUGAGGUGGCGAGUGAUGUGAACAUUGAAGAUGUGGCAAGGAGAACGGAAGGGUACAGUGGAGAUGAUCUGACAAACGUGUGCAGGGACGCGUCAAUGAACGGGAUGAGACGGAAGAUAGCCGGGAAAACAAGGGAUGAGAUCAAGAACAUGUCAAAGGACGAUAUCUCAAACGAUCCUGUGGCUAUGUGUGAUUUCGAAGAGGCCAUUAAGAAAGUGCAACCCAGUGUGUCUUCCUCUGACAUUGAGAAACACGAGAAGUGGUUCUCUGAGUUUGGAUCUGCUUAAACCAACCCACUUUUUUUCAUUUUAACAAAACAAACUUUGUUGUCUGAGCUUUGUUGUGCUUGUUUAUAUUAUUAUCUAUUAAUUUGCCAUUUAUCAAACAUUAUGUUGUUUUGUAUUAAGUAAAGGACUGUUUAUUUUUA